Messenger RNA from Lethenteron reissneri (Far Eastern brook lamprey), 1572 nucleotides. Its product is annotated as protein furry homolog-like. The record is from RefSeq and is a predicted model, not a curated record. NCBI's taxonomy places the organism in Eukaryota, Metazoa, Chordata, Hyperoartia, Petromyzontiformes, Petromyzontidae. Gene Ontology annotation, cellular component: site of polarized growth; cell cortex. Gene Ontology annotation, biological process: neuron projection development; cell morphogenesis.
AUGAGCGCCGUCGCCGAGUACUGCCUGCCCUCCCUGCUGCGCACGCUCAUCGACUGGUUCAAGCGGCAGAACGGCGUGGACGACGAGUCUCACGAGUAUCGCCCACGCUCCAGCACCAAGUCCAAAGGGGACGAGCAGCACCGUGACAGAGACUUCCUGUUCGAGCGGAGAGACCUGGCCAUCGACUUCAUCUUCUGCCUCGCCCUCAUCGAGGUCCUCAAGCAGAUUCCAGUGCAUCCCGUGCCUGACUCAAUGGUGCAUGAAGUUGUCAACUUGGCUUUCAAGCACUUCAAGUACCGAGAAGGGUAUUCGGGUCCCAACAUCGGCAACAUGCACAUCAUCGCUGACCUCUAUGCAGAGGUCAUCGGAGUGCUGGCACAGUCCAAGUUCCACACGGUACGCAAGAAGUUCGUGACGGAGCUGAAAGAGCUGCGCCAAAAGGAGCCUACCCCACAGGUGUCGCAGUGCAUCAUCAGCCUCAUCAUGGGCAUCAAGUUCUUCCGCGUCAAGAUGUACCCCGUGGAGGAAUUCGAGGCCUCAUUCCAGUUUCUGCAGGAGUGCGCUCAGUACUUCCUGGAGGUCAAAGACAAGGACAUCAAGCACGCUCUGGCCGGCAUCUUCGUCGAGAUCCUGGUGCCGGUGGCCGCUGCCGUGAAAAACGAGGUGAACGUGCCGUGCCUGAAGAACUUUGUCGACGUGCUGUACCAGACGACGUUCGACAUGUCCUCGCGCAAGAAGCACUCGCUGGCUCUCUUUCCGCUGGUCACGUGCCUGCUGUGCGUCAGUCAGAAGGCCUUCUUUCUCAACAACUGGCACAUCUUCCUGGCGAGCUGUCUGUCGCACCUCAAGAACAAGGACCCCAAGAUGUCUCGCGUGGCGCUGGAGUCUCUGUACCGGCUGCUCUGGGUCUACAUGAUCCGCAUCAAGUGCGAGAGCAACACUGCCACGCAGAGCCGCCUGAGCAGCAUCGUCAGCGCCCUCUUCCCGAAGGGGUCACGGAGCGUCGUGCCGAGAGACACGCCACUCAACAUCUUCGUGAAGAUCAUCCAGUUCAUUGCCCAGGAACGCCUGGACUUUGCCAUGAAGGAGAUCAUUUUCGACCUCCUCAGUGUGGGGCGGUCACCCAAGACCUUCAGCAUCAACCCAGAGCGGAUGAACAUCGGGCUGCGGGCCUUCCUGGUCAUAGCUGACAACCUGCAGCAGAAGGACGGCGAACCGCCCAUGCCCACGACUGUCGGGGUGCUGCCGUCGGGCAACACGCUGCGCGUCAAGAAGACCUUCCUGAGCAAGACGCUCACCGACGACGAGGCCAAGAUCAUCGGCAUGGCUCUGUACUACCCGCACAUGCGGCGCGCGCUGGACAGCAUGCUGAGGCAGCUCGACAAGGAGGUGGGGCGGGCCAUGGCGCUCACCAACGUGCAAAUGCACAACAAGGAGCACCGAGGACAUGAUCACGUGAGCGGCGAGGGGUCGGGGGUGGGGGGCCAGGGGUUGGAGUUUCCUGGAGGGGAGGGAGGGGGUCAGGGGGGGGUCAGACGGGGUCAGGUACCGCUGAGGGGUUCGUGGCGUUAG